CCAUCGUGGGCUGAUACGCCCGCAGCACCGGCGGGAGGCGCGGCGGCCGGCGAGCCGAGGGCGCAGCCAGCCGGGCAGACCGCGGACAGCGGUCGGGACGCCGCGCCAUGGGUCGAGCCGAGGGCGGGGUCCCGGGUCGGGGGCCGCCGCCGCUGCUGCUGCUUCUGGGGGCCACGCUGGUCCUCGCCACUGGGGCCGCACCGGUGCGUGAGGCGAGCAGAGCCGUCGAGGCAGACAGGCAGGUGAAGAGAGUCCUGGCAUGGGAGCCGCGUGCUAACGACACGCGGGAGAAGGCCGGCCCACCAGCAGCUGGGGAAGAUGAGACCUCUCGGACUGCGCCCGGCGGCGAGCAUGCGGUGAUGGGCCCUGGGGUCGGGCCAGAUGAGGCUCUGGAGGCAUCGGCGGCGGUGACAGACACAACCUGGCUGGAGGCGGACAGCCCAGGCCUGGGCGGAGUGACGGCAGAGGCGGGCAGCGGCGACACCCAGGCCCUUCCAGCCACGCUCCCGGCUCCCGACGAGGCCCUCGGGCAGUCAUCGACGGCCCCCGCCACCCCCGAGGCUACAGAGGCCAGCGGGCCACCCUCCCCCACCCCUGGCGACAAGCUGAGCCCAGACCCUGAACUCCCCAAGGAGAGACCCUUGGAGGUUUGGCUGAACCUGGGAGGCAGCACACCUGACCCUCAUGGGCCAGAGCCCAUGUACCCCUUUCAGGGCACACUAGAGCCCCACACGGCGUCAGAUAUAAUUGACAUCGACUACUUCGAAGGAUUGGAUGGUGAGGGCCGUGGCGCCGACCUGGGGAGCUUCCCCGGGUCUCCAGGUACCUCAGAACACCACCCUGAUCCUGAGGGAGAGACCCCUUCCUGGAGCCUGCUUGACUUAUACGAUGACUUCACCCCCUUUGAUGAGUCUGAUUUCUACCCUACCACAUCCUUCUAUGAUGACUUGGAUGAAGAAGAGGAGGAAGAGGAGGAUGACAAGGAUGCAGCAGGAGGCAGAGACCUGGAAGAUGAAAAUGACUUUCUAGUGCCCACUGAGAAACCUGGUUUGGGGCCCGGGACAGGCCAGCCCACCGGUCGGUGGCAUGCUGUCCCUCCACAGCAUACUCUGGGUAUGGUCCCCGGCAGCAGCAUCGCCCUCAGGCCCCGCCCAGGAGAACCAGGCAGGGACCUGGCCCCAAGCGAGAAUGGCACUGAGUGCCGCAGUGGUUUUGUGCGACAUAACGGCUCCUGCCGGUCAGUGUGCGACCUCUUCCCAAGUUACUGUCACAAUGGCGGCCAGUGCUACCUGGUGGAGAACAUAGGGGCCUUCUGCAGGUGCAACACGCAGGACUACAUCUGGCACAAGGGGAUGCGCUGCGAGUCCAUCAUCACUGACUUCCAGGUGAUGUGUGUGGCCGUAGGCUCGGCCGCCCUUGUGCUGCUCCUGCUCUUCAUGAUGACGGUGUUCUUCGCCAAGAAGCUCUAUCUGCUCAAGACAGAGAACACCAAGCUGCGCAGGACCAACAAAUUCCGGACCCCAUCUGAGCUCCACAACGAUAACUUCUCCCUCUCCACCAUUGCCGAGGGCUCUCACCCAAACGAUGAUUCUAGUGCUCCCCAUAAAAUCCAGGAAGCUCUCAAGUCCUGCCUGAAAGAGGAGGAGCCAUUUAACAUUCAGAACUCCAUGUCGCCCAAACUCGAGGGUGGCAAAGGUGACCAGGCCGACUUGGAGGUGAAUUGUCUUCAGAACAACUUAACCUAAAGCAGAGCAAGAAGAGAGGAAAUGGGGGUGGGGGUGGGGGGGGGGAGAAGAAUUAUCUCCUCUUGUACAGAGUAUUUCUUGUAACCAUUUGUUAAACUCCUUUCUUUUUUCUGAUCUCAUGGCAUGCUUUGGUGUAUUUUGUACAGGAGGGAAAAAAACACAAAAUAUGCAAAGAACCUAAAGAGAAUUGCAUACAUUGGAUUGUUUUGUCUGUGCUGUCUGUACAUUGCUUCUGCUGCUGUGAUUUCUAAACCUAUGCUGUUAUUCAACUGACUUUUUUUUUGUACUUUGACCCACCUUUUUUUGAAA
Molecule: messenger RNA, 2054 nt
Organism: Mesoplodon densirostris (Blainville's beaked whale)
Lineage: Eukaryota; Metazoa; Chordata; Mammalia; Artiodactyla; Ziphiidae
Gene: CSPG5
Product: chondroitin sulfate proteoglycan 5
Exons: 5
Coding region: 108-1745 (545 amino acids)
Biological process (GO): nervous system development
Source: RefSeq, a predicted model, not a curated record